AUGAAGAAAAAAAGAACAGGUUAUCUUUCCCUGGAUCCCUCUUCCUACUCUCACCCUGGCUCCCGAGGUAAAGUGCUUCCCUUUCUCUCUCUGCAUCUUUCUCCACGCGUGAGCAGUCAGGCAGAGGCCCACUAUAAGGGGAACCGCCACGCUCGGAGGGUAAAAGGCAUUGAGACCUCCAAGACUCGCCCCCAGGAGGGUGACAAGCUGCCCACUCUCCCCACCGCCGCCCCCUCUCCACCAGGCCCCUCACCAUCCAGCCCAGGCCCUGACCCUAGCGAACAGGAUGACGUCCAGUCCCGCCCACAUUCAAACGGCUCAGACAUGACACCCAGCCCCAUCCCCAUGUCGGUCCAAGACACCCCCCUGCUCCCUGUGUGUCCAUCCCUGCCCCCUUUGAGUACACCUUUGCCCACCACCUCCAUCCCCUCCCCGGCCCUUUGUGCCCCCCAGGUGGACACCCCCAUGGCGUGCCCCACUGACACCCUGUCCCCAGCCCCCAGCCUCUUUUCAGGGGAGUCUGAGGAGGACAAGGCCAAGAAGCUGCUCUACUGCUCACUGUGCAAAGUGGCCGUCAACUCCCUCUCUCAGCUAGAGGCGCACAACAAAGGUACCAAACACAAAACCAUCCUGGAGGCAUGGAGUGGGCUGGGCCCCAUAAAAACAUACCCUCGGCUGGGCCCUAACCUCAGCCCAGAGCAGGCAGGGGGGCUGCCCUCGGACCACAACACUCAGGAACGCACCUUCCACUGUGAGAUCUGCAACGUGAGGGUGAACUCUGAGCUACAGCUCAAACAGCAUAUAUCCAGUCGAAGGCAUCGGGAUGGAGUCGCAGGGAAGCCCAAUCCCCUCCUUAGCCGGCAUAAGAAUCGUACAGACUUUGUGUCAUCCUUGACCUUCUCAAAGGAACUUCCAAAGACUCUGGGCCAUGGACUGUUUCCUAACCCCCUGGCUGUUGCCGCGGCGAUGGCAGCCGCUGCCUCYUCCAAUCAACUGGCUCAGCUGCGUGCCCCUGGUCCCAUUUCUCACACUCAGAACUACCAUCCCCACCACCACCUCUUACAGGGCACACUACAAGGCACGCAUCUCAGCCUCCUACGGCCCGCCCCUGGGCCUAUGCGCACCACCCAUGGGCCAAUCCUCUUCUCCCCUUAUUGACGGUGGUGGGAUGGGGAACUAUCAGGAAGGAGCACACUGUGAAGUAAACAGGGAAAACCAUUGAUAGAUAAUAAACAGAUGUUAAAACUUAAAUAUUUGAAAUAGGAAAGACUAUGCCUUUUCCUCUCUACCCUUCCACCCUUCUUUGUUUAAUAAAUUCCACAGCAAAGGAUGGACAGCUUGCAGCCAUUUUAAAGAGGAAGGAUGCAUGACAGACUAAGAUGGACUUUCUGUCAACGCUUUCCCUCCGUUAACCCUCCUCCAACUUCAGUUAAAAAUAUUUGUAUAGGUCAAACUUGUACCCUGGCUGAGGGUGACUCAGUAAACUGAGCUCUGUUCUAUUUCCUCCACAUCUCUGUAUGUCUGGUUCAGUGAACUCCCACCCAAAGCCAUCUGCAAUAUAAGUUUCAUACUGCAAAACCCUGUUGGGGUGUUCAAUAAUCCAAGUGCAGUACCUACCUACAGGUGUAGGAUCUCAAUUUAAUCAACCUGUUGCAGAAAACUUGUAGUGUAUUUGAGUUCUAAAAAGGCCUAUGAAAUUUGUAAUUUCCACUUUGAAAUUUCAGACUUGACUUUCCCUUAUUAAAAAUGGAUCAACCCCCACAAAAAUGUCCAUUAAUUAUAAUCCACAUAAUAAUUCACAUUUCCUGCUGUAGCAAACUGGAUAAAAUUAAGAUCCUACAUCUAUACCCCACUCUGCAGUUCCAGGUUCUAGAUUAGGUGCCUGCUCUGCAGAUCCAGGCACAAGGUACAUUGUACUGUAUGUUUCCAGGUUCUAGAUAUAUGUUCUAGUGUUGUGUUGUGGAUAAUAGAUGUUAGUCUAUAUAUCCUCUGUUGUCAGAUCAGGUGAGAGAGAGAGAGAAGUGAAGGAAGCAAGGAAGGGAGAGAGAAACCCCACUGUAACUCAAGGCAGAAAUGUGUACUGAAUGCACCAAGGUAAAGCUAAACGUUUUUAAGAAAUCUGAAUAAGAUAUUUUAAGAAAUGUGAAUGAAUGCAAUGAAAAAUGAUGGACUUGUGAUAAACCAUUUAUUUAACUGUU
Molecule: messenger RNA, 2198 nt
Organism: Salvelinus sp. IW2-2015
Lineage: Eukaryota; Metazoa; Chordata; Actinopteri; Salmoniformes; Salmonidae
Product: zinc finger protein 385A-like
Cellular component (GO): nucleus
Molecular function (GO): nucleic acid binding; zinc ion binding
Source: RefSeq, a predicted model, not a curated record